Priapulus caudatus is the source of this 1427-nucleotide messenger RNA. Its product is annotated as arrestin domain-containing protein 3-like. Lineage: Eukaryota; Metazoa; Priapulida; Priapulimorpha; Priapulimorphida; Priapulidae. The transcript has 6 exons. The record is from RefSeq and is a predicted model, not a curated record. Gene Ontology annotation, biological process: protein transport. The coding region runs from base 170 to 1258 and encodes 362 amino acids. Gene Ontology annotation, cellular component: cytoplasm.
AUUCUACUAUUAUUCAGUAUUAUCCUGAUAUGAGUGUGGGAAAAGAGUUUGAUAGCGCCAUACGGGCCUACGGCAUGGCGGACUUUGUACAUGUGCUCGAUGUCGACUGCAGUGCUAGUGUUAUGGUUUUACUGGUCUAAUAUAUAGUGGCUAUACUUAUACUGUGGCAAUGGGGAAAUUGGAGGCAUUUCAAAUAGCAUUUUUCAACACGCACUCGCAGCUAGUACCAGUGUACUAUGCAGGACAGGUGCUCUCUGGACAAGUGAUAGUUGAACUCAAUGAACCCAUAACUAUGCGAGGAAUCAAGUUAACUCUCAAAGGUACUGCGUCGGUGCACUGGUCAGAGCGGCACAAUACUGGGUCUGGCAAACACAGACACAGUCACACAUCGCAUUAUAGAAAUGAGGAACUCUAUUUCAACCAUGAAAUUAUGCUAUUUUCAAAAGAGCCUGGAACUUCAGAUAACCCAACGAUGCCUGCUGGCAGAAGAGUCUUCGACUUCUCAGUUCAGCUGCCACCGCAUCUGCCCUCUACAUUUGAAGGUGCACAUGGUAAUGUGCGCUACAGUGCAAAGGCUUGCAUUGACCGUCCGUGGAAGUUUGACCACACAGCUAAAGGAAUGUUCACAGUAGUCAGUGUCAUGGACCUGAACUCGUCACCAGAGGCUGCAAGUCCCGUGUCUGGUCACAAUGAGAAGUACCUGUGCUGCUGGUGCUGUAAGGAGGGACCUAUCUCUUGCCAAGCGAGUAUCCCUCACAUGGGCUAUGUACCAGGAGAAAACAUCUAUGUGUCGGCUGACAUUGAGAACAAUACCAACAAAGGGUGCAACUACUCUAAAGCAGAACUUAUAGCGUUUGAGAUCAGCCCUAAGGGAGCAGCAUUCGACUUGAAUGUGAGAAUUCCCAUUAUUAUUGGAUCCAUACCGCUGCGUAGUGUGUUCCAAGGAUUGCAGGCCCAGGGUCAGACUACCUUCUCCAACACCAUCCAGCCCGGAGCAAACUAUUCAUCAGGUGGCAUUAUGCCCUACACAGGGAUAGGACCAUCUAAAACUGAUGCAGUAGGAGGCAGUAGUGCCCAUGUUGUGCCGUCAGCACCGAUGAUGCCACUCGCUUUUGACAGCUACCCAGACCUACCACCACCGUCGUACGAGGAGUGUGUGGAUACCACGGUAGAUGUGAGAGAUGAAGAUGAUAGUGAGUACACGAUGGGUGAGCUCAAGUACACACCCUGCUACCCAUACUACAACAACAUCCAGUAGUGGUGGCCAAGCAAGCUAGGAAUCCCAGACCUGGUGAGUCAAGCAGAUGAAGGCAGACGUGCAUCUGUGCUGGUACUUAGAGUGGCUUUAAGAAUUCCAUUAGCAACUGUAGGUCCAGCAAGAAUAUAUUCUAACAGUUUGAGCUUCCUAUUCUAAUUCUUACUUUCCA